CUGCGGCUGCUCCUGGAACGAGGGCAUAGCCUGACUGGCGCUGAUGCUUUUGGAAGAACGGCUCUCCACUGGGCCGCCCGUGGAGGUUACGAAGACGUAGUUCAAUACAUUCUGCGAGAAGGGAAAUCUGCAGAUGCAGAAACAGCAGACGGCAUGACACCACUCCAUUGGGCUGCGAAGCAUGGCCACGCUGAGGUCGUGGCGGAGCUUUUGGUCGGUGCCGACCCCUCUGCAUCAACUGCGGAUGGCAGAACAGCGCUGCACUGGGCAGCAAGCCGCGGACACACCUACAUAGUCGAGAUGCUCCUAGCUGAUAGGCGCGUUCACGCAGAUACUCAAUCUAGAAACGGCUGGACAGCGCUG
This is a messenger RNA of Truncatella angustata, 363 nucleotides long. Its product is annotated as ankyrin repeat-containing domain protein. The transcript has a single exon. NCBI's taxonomy places the organism in Eukaryota, Fungi, Ascomycota, Sordariomycetes, Amphisphaeriales, Sporocadaceae. The annotation marks the transcript as partial. Gene Ontology annotation, molecular function: protein binding. The record is from RefSeq and is a predicted model, not a curated record.